This is a messenger RNA of Cuscuta europaea, 2266 nucleotides long. NCBI's taxonomy places the organism in Eukaryota, Viridiplantae, Streptophyta, Magnoliopsida, Solanales, Convolvulaceae. The record is from the annotation of a GenBank genome assembly.
UUAAUUUCCAGCUGGCCCAGCCCAAGCUUAAUCCAAGUGUCCAACAAUUCCACUAAUCCACUCACCUGGGGCCUAUUGAAGAACGGAGGGCGAAGAAGAGCCGGCAGCUUGCGACGAGCCGACGAAGACGCUGUGAACUGCGAACACCAGCUGACCUGCGGCCACCAGCCGCGCCGCCGGACGUCAUCGCCCACUCAGCCGUGUUUUCUCUCCGUCUCUCCUCUCUGCCAGUAGCUCCUGAGCUCCAGCCUCUAGGCGACCAGAGUGACUGCAUUGCAGUAGAGUUCAAAUGAAUCCAUUGACAUUAGUAAAGCGUAUCCAGAACAUAAAUGCUAAGGAAGCUGCAUUGGGUUUAUCUGAAGAUGCUUCGUGGCAUGUCAAGUACAAAGAGUCCGCUUAUGUAUUUGUUGGUGGGGUUCCCUUUGACCUCACCGAAGGCGACCUCCUAGCUGUUUUUGCUCAAUAUGGUGAGAUUGUUGAUGUGAAUCUUGUUAGAGAUAAGGGAACAGGAAAGUCUAAAGGCUUUGCUUUCGUUGCAUAUGAGGAUCAGAGAAGUACAAAUCUUGCUGUAGAUAAUCUGAAUGGUGCCCAAAUUCUUGGGCGGAUUAUAAGAGUGGAUCACGCUAGUAAUUAUAAGAAGAAAGAGGAAGAGGAUGAGGAGACAGCAAGAAAGAAAAGAGAAGAAAGAGGUGUAUGUCGUGCCUUUCAGAAGGGUGAAUGCACUAGGGGAGACGGAUGUAAAUUUUCCCAUGAUGAGAAAAGAGCAUCAAACACAGGCUGGGGACAUGAAGAAGAUAGAACUUCAAAAUGGGGACAUCAAGAAGAUAGGCCUUCAACGUGGGGACGUGAGGAAGAUAGACGUUCAAAAUGGAGCCAUCACGAAAAUGCGGGAAAACAGGUAGAUGUGCAGAACUAUGAGCGUAAAAAGAUGGAUUCAGUAGAUAGGCACAGUAGAGGUUUUGAGAAGACGCAAUCAAGACACAAAGAACAUGCGACUGAUGACAGGGGAGAUGACUAUGAUGAACCGAAGUCACCACGAGGUCGUGAUAGUAGGAUGCAUGAAAAAGCGAGGAGGCAUGAUCAUGAUUCAAGAUCAAGGAAACAUGACAAUGAUCAAAGGUCAAGGGAAGAUAAUGGCUAUAGGAGAGAGAGAACAAGAAGACGUGAUUAAAUGUGAUUCUGGAAGGCGGUCAUUGAGGUGCUUGCUACAUAUUAUGAGACAGGAGAUAAAACAUCUCUUUUCACGUUGUGAAGUGAUGAGUGACUCACUGUCUCAUCUCUCCUUGUUUUUCUAUUAGAUAAAACCUAUGCCAGCCUUCUUUUCCACCAUGGUUUCUGCUACAGUCUCUGCUCUUGAAGAAGUUCAGUAUGAAUCUGCAAUCUUGUCUAAUCAUGAUAGGGGCAGCAACUUGUAUGACUUUUUAAUGUAAUUAUUUGACAGCCACCUACUGAACAAUGAAUGAAAUGGCUAACGACCCACAUCUUGAAUUCGCAUUUUCGCAUGUAUGACACUCCCUUCGUCAUGCAAUUUCCUCAAGGCAGCAAUCCACUGAAUUCGAUAAAGCCAUUCAAUCGAUGUCGAGUCGCCGAUCACUUUAGGACCCAACCGUUAACAUUUGUCCGUGACUCUGUGUAGUCGUGUAGGUUCGCUAGUCAAACUACAGUUGAGCAUCAUUAUCACUUUAAUGUUUUCAACGAGGCAAUAGGUUUUGUAAUUUGUAUUGAUUGAGUGCUGAUGCUAUUUAUAUUCUAGCAAGGAAGUUCUAUCUCGAAGAUUUUAGUAGUUAGGAUAUUCGUGCUUUGGAAUUCGAGUUGCAACACUAUGUUCAUGAUGUGAUUCCUGAUACAAAGUUUCAAAUAUCUACACUUGUUGAAUUAUGUGGGGAGUUGACUAAGAGAAGAAGAUCAGAUUCAUAUGCUAUGAGGAGCAGAUUGAUUCGCCUUGUAGUGAUCUUAAUAGUUGCUACUGCAACAGCAGAACGAUUUUCUGCACGAAACUUCUAAAGACAACACGCUGGCACGCCGCAACAAAAUGGCGGAUGACUUUCUUGCAGAUUGCAUGACACUUUAUAUUUAAAGAGCAUUCUCUUAAUAUAGAUGUAGACUUGUCAAAAAACUGUAUUAUUGACGAGUUUUUUGAUUCAAAGCCUCCUCGAGGACAAAUUUAGUUGAGAACUCUUAUAUAUUUUUCUGCUUAUUUUGAAAAUUUUCAAUGUAUUAUCAUUUAAGUGUUUCAGCCCACUCCAACAUGAAAUCCUGGAUCCAC